GACGCGCACAAACGCCUCACGCCCAACAGUGGCAUUUUCGUAGAUUUACUCAUCUCCUCCUCCUCCUGUCCUUUCUGCGAUCUCGAUCCGAACUCUGCCCCAAAAACAAUCGCAAUUCCCUUUCUACUAAAAACUCCACUGCCCUCAAAAUCUCAAAACCCGCCCUAUUUGAAAUGCUCGUCCCCAAAACCCUAACCCUAACCCUAAAUCUAACCGUAAUUCUCUAAUCCGCCAUGGUCGAGAUGUUGCACUCAUCAAGCGGCCGCUUUCACUUGAACAGCCACCGCCGAUUUCUCCCAUGGAUCCGCUCCUAUCCAGUAACCCUACUAACAGUUCUUUGGGUUAUCGGGUUCGGAUCCAUCUUCAUUUGGCAAACAACCUCCAUUACAGGAAGCAGGAUCGCUGGGGGACGACCGAUGAUGAGCUACGCCCCGAUACCGAUGCUGAGGCCUGUGGCGUUCAAUCUGACGGAGUUUGGGGGCGUCGGAGACGGCGUCACGGCGAACACGGCGGCGUUCGAGAGGGCGGUGGAUGAGAUUGCGAGGCUUGGGGGCGGGCAGCUUAACGUUCAGCCUGGGGUUUGGUUGACGGCGCCGUUUAACCUGACGAGUCAUAUGACGUUGUUUCUUGCUGAGGGGGCCGUGAUUCGUGGGGUUCAGGAUGAAAAAUGCUGGUUGUUAAUGCCUCCAUUGCCGUCAUAUGGACUGGGAAGGGAGCGUUUAGGACCUCGAUAUGGAAGUUUAAUUCACGGCCAAAAUCUGAGUGAUGUUGUGAUAACAGGACGCAACGGCACUAUAGAUGGUCAGGGUCAAUCAUGGUGGUCAAAGUACAAACAAAAGCUACUUAAAUAUACAAGAGGUCCCCUCGUGCAGAUAAUGUGGUCUAGGGACAUAGUUAUUUCAAAUAUAACACUACGUGAUUCUCCUUUCUGGACGCUACAUCCUUAUGAUUGCAAGAAUGUCACCAUCUCAAAUCUUACCAUUUUGGCCCCUCUUAAUGGAGCUCCAAACACAGAUGGAAUAGAUCCAGACUCUUGUGAAGAUAUGGUGAUAGAAAAUUGUUAUAUAUGUGUGGGUGAUGACGGGAUAGCAAUAAAAAGUGGCUGGGAUCAAUAUGGAAUUGUGUAUGGUCGACCAUCUACCAAUAUCCUCAUUCGCAAUGUGACUGUUCGCUCUGUUGUAAGUGCCGGAGUAUCAAUAGGCAGUGAGAUGUCCGGUGGCAUCUCCAACAUCACCGUCGAAAACGUCCAUAUCUGGGACUCGAGACGAGGAGUGCGAAUAAAAACCGCUCCAGGACGAGGAGGUUAUGUCAGUAACAUAACAUAUCGCAACAUAACCCUUGAUAAUGUCCGUGUCGGAAUUGUUCUCAAAACUGAUUACAACGAGCACCCCGAUCUAGGGUUUGACCCGAAAGCUUUACCCACAAUUAAAAACCUCAGCUUCAUUGGAUUCCAUGGCCAAGGAUGCCGGGUCCCGGUCAGGAUCCAUGGCAGCCAAGAAAUACCAGUUAAGGGUGUGACAUUCAAGGAAUUUUCAGUGGGUAUAACAUACAAAAAGAAGCAUAUAUUUCAGUGUUCAUAUGUUGAUGGGAGGGUUAUUGGAUCGAUAUUUCCUGCACCGUGUGAAAACUUGGAUCGAUAUGAUGAGGAGGGGAAUUUGGUGAGGAGAUCGAAGUUACAGAAUGUUACUGAUAUUGAUUAUGAUUUUUGAAGAGAAUGGUCUUUCUCUUCUUUCUUUUUUUUUCUUCCCGCCUUUCUUGAAGUUUUUGGCCCUCUUUUAUUUGUGAGCAUUUGUACAGAGUUCAUGGGUUUAGAGAAGACAAGUUUGGUUAUUUAGAGAUGGCAGUAUAGAUUAAUUUAGGUUUACCCCAUUCCAUGUUAUGCUUUGUUAGGGAGCAGAGUAUGUUUUAGUGUAGAAUCUUGGGUUAUCCAUUGAGUUUAUACAACAAUUCAUGCAAGAUUGGAUACUUUGCUCUAGAUGAUAUCAAGGUUGUGUGUUUCUACUUUCUA
Messenger RNA from Asparagus officinalis (garden asparagus), 2008 nucleotides. Its product is annotated as probable polygalacturonase. Gene Ontology annotation, biological process: carbohydrate metabolic process. Gene Ontology annotation, molecular function: polygalacturonase activity. Lineage: Eukaryota; Viridiplantae; Streptophyta; Magnoliopsida; Asparagales; Asparagaceae. The coding region runs from base 234 to 1709 and encodes 491 amino acids. The transcript has 5 exons. The record is from RefSeq and is a predicted model, not a curated record.